This is a messenger RNA of Musca vetustissima, 774 nucleotides long. Its product is annotated as antigen 5 like allergen Cul n 1-like. Bases 1 to 774 code for a protein of 257 amino acids. The record is from RefSeq and is a predicted model, not a curated record. The transcript has 3 exons. NCBI's taxonomy places the organism in Eukaryota, Metazoa, Arthropoda, Insecta, Diptera, Muscidae.
AUGAAAUUACUAACAAAGCUGCUAAUUUUAACAGCUUUUAUUGGCAUUGCUACAGCGGUAGACUAUUGCUCUCCUCGGUUGUGUCGAAAAGGCCUUACGCACAUUGCGUGUAAUAAUAAUGGGACAUUUUCCACUAACUGUCCAGCAGAUGCUACCAUUUCCGUAAUAACACCCACAAUACAGGACGUAAUUGUUAGUGGACACAAUGAAAAAAGAAAUUUCAUUGCGGGCGGAGGUGAUGCCAACCACCUGUCAGCAUGUCGUAUGGCAACAAUGCAAUGGAAUACCGAACUAGCCUCAAUGGCUGAACUCAAUGUUCGCAAAUGCACGAUGCAACAUGAUAAAUGUCGUAAUACAAAUACAUUUUUAUAUUCGGGACAAAAUCUAAUAACUAUUGGCUAUUAUGGCAAAGCAAAUGUAACCAGAAUGUUCGAAAAGGCCAUGAAUGUAUGGUACGAUGAAGUGAAAUAUAGUAAUAUGGAUUUUAUACAGAAAUAUCCCGCAAAUUACAAUGGAAAAACUGUUGGCCACUUCACGGUAAUGAUGGCAGAUCGCAAUGUUCGUGUUGGCUGUGCAGCAGCACAAUAUUCCAAAGUGGGAGUUUCUUUUAAAAUAUUUUUAAUUGCUUGUAAUUAUGCCACCACCAAUAUGAUUGAUUUCCCCAUUUAUGCUAAUUGUAGUUUGGCGGCAAGUGGCUGUGUCACCGGCAAAAAUCCUCAAUAUCCCAAUUUAUGUUCUAUAGCGGAAGGAUAUAAAGUUAAUACAUGGUUUUAA